UCCGGCCAGGUAGCCACGGACAUAGACAAGAUGUGGAGAUUCCUUCUGAUUUGCAGCAUUCAGCUGAUUUGCGCCUCGGAGCACAGUGGCGAAGGAUAUGGCGAUGGUUACGGAUACGGGGGAAGCGGAGGCGGUGGCGGCGGAUCAGGAGGCAGCGGGGGAGGCGAUGGCCACUUCCACCACCACCACACACCCACCACGUACUCGGAGAUCUCGAAGCACGUGCCGGUGCACGUGAUCGAAAAGGUGCCACUGCCCAUUCCCCAUCCGGUGGCCGUCCAGGUGCCCAACGUCAUUCGGCUGCAGAUUCCGGAACCCUACGCCGUCCACGUGCCCGUCCAGCAGGAGAUCCACGUGCCGGUGUACAAAAUAGUACCCGAAAUAACCGAAAAGAAAAUACCCUACACGGUGGAGAAGCCAUACCCCGUCGAGGUGGAGAAGCCCUAUCCCGUCGAGGUGAUCAAGCAGAUCAAGAUUCCGGUGCCUAAACCGUAUCCUGUUCCUUAUACCAUCUACAAGCACGUCCUGCAAAAGGAGCACGGAUGGUGA
Molecule: messenger RNA, 549 nt
Organism: Drosophila teissieri
Lineage: Eukaryota; Metazoa; Arthropoda; Insecta; Diptera; Drosophilidae
Source: RefSeq, a predicted model, not a curated record